CCGGGCAGAUCAAUGUUAUCGCUAUUUCCGAUUGUAGUGGCCAUGAGUUCGUAUGUGUGAAACGUAAACAAUUCGGUAUUUCUUAAUUUAUACACAAAGCAAAGAUGUCGACGUUCAAGAAUGCAAAAAAAUCGCACCAAAAGACUCACAGGGAGAGGAAUCAGCCAAGUAGCAGGGCACAUCUAGGACUCUUGGAGAAGAAAAAAGACUACAAACUACGAGCUACAGAUUAUCAGAGAAAACAAGCCACGAUCAAAUCUUUAAAGAAGAAGGCUUUGGACAAAAAUCCAGAUGAAUUCUAUUUCAAAAUGGUCAACACAAGGUUAAAGGAAGGUGUGCACCAAAAUGAUGACUCUCCCCCAGCAUAUAGUGAAGAACAGUUGAAAUUAAUGCAAUCCCAAGAUCUAAAAUAUAUCAAUUACAAGCGAAGCACUGAAUUGAAGAAAAUAGAAAAGCUAAAAGGAAGUUUGCAUUUACUUGAAGGUGAAGAAAAACCAAAAAAUAAGCAUACAUUUUUUGUAGACUCAAAGAAAGAAGCAAAAUCGUUUGAUGUAGCCAAACGUUUCAACACUCACCCCAGUUUACUUGGGAGAACAUACAACCGCCCAACCUUGGACAUGUUGAAAACUCAAACAUAUCAGAGUGGUCUUGACCAAGAUACAGUUCAGGAAUUUGCAGAGGAACGAAAGAAAAAAUACAAGGAACUUUCCAAAAGGAUAGAAAGAGAAAGACACCUUCAUGUAAUAGCACAGAAGAUGGAAAUGAAGAAACUGUUAAUGGACAAAAAAGCCAGGAAAAAGAAGGUUGCUGAUGAGACAAAGGAAAUGGCUGCUGUGUACAAAUGGAUGCCACAGAGAAAGAGGUGACCACAAGGUGACAAGGAAGGCAUGGAAUCUGAAGCUUAUUAAAUUGUUUUUUUCCCUAAGAACAAUAAGUUUAAAGAAAAAAAAAACAACUGGACAGCUUGAAAUGUUUAUUACUAUUAAAGGGAAUGGACAGCAAUUGGGCCCAUGAUGUUGAGCUAAGCUGGAGAGUGAUUGGUUGGUUCAACAGUGGAAAAUGAAUGUAACUUAAUCAAUUAAAAAAAUUAUUUUGCACAAAAUGUGUUAUGACAACCCUUAUGCUGAUGACUGUAAACUGGCUACCCCCUCACAUCUCUGACACAAUGAGUCAUUUACCAAGGUAUUAUUUAUUAAUAAAUUAUUGCCUUAUACAGAGCAACAAAGAAAAA
This is a messenger RNA of Lingula anatina, 1231 nucleotides long. RefSeq names its product putative U3 small nucleolar RNA-associated protein 11. The record is from RefSeq and is a predicted model, not a curated record. Gene Ontology annotation, cellular component: nucleolus; small-subunit processome. Gene Ontology annotation, biological process: rRNA processing. NCBI's taxonomy places the organism in Eukaryota, Metazoa, Brachiopoda, Lingulata, Lingulida, Lingulidae.